This is a messenger RNA of [Candida] anglica, 813 nucleotides long. NCBI's taxonomy places the organism in Eukaryota, Fungi, Ascomycota, Pichiomycetes, Serinales, Debaryomycetaceae. The record is from the annotation of a GenBank genome assembly.
AUGGCACCAUCAUUGUCACUGAACUGGAAGGCUCUCCAGUCUAAGUUGGGAGGUGCAUCUAAAAAUGCUAAGGUAACUAAGCCUGCUAUUAAGAAGGUAAAGGCUACUGCCAAAGUCAUCCCUACUACUAAAACUGUACCACCAGUAGCCGUUGUUUCCACUCCAGAAGUGACAGUUAACAGAGAGGGUUCAGCAAUAGAGCUGGCCCUUUGGAACAACGAGAGAGAAGUGACCGCUGAGGAUAUCAAAACUGCUCCACUUAGACAAGGAAGAAAUGACGGACGAAAACGAGAUUCAGGUAAAUAUCUUGCAAUGGAUUGUGAGUUUGUUGGUAUUGGUGCUGAAGGGAAAGAAUCAGCCCUUGCACGUAUCUCUAUUGUUAACUUCUAUGGACACGUUGUCUUUGACAAGUUUGUCAAACCAAAGGAAAAGGUUGUAGAUUGGCGUACAUGGGUUAGUGGGGUCACACCUAAGCAUAUGAAUGAUGCCAUAACUUUUGAAGAGGCACAGAACACAGCAGCAGACUUGUUGAAUAACAAGAUCUUGGUAGGACAUGCUAUUAGUCACGAUUUGGAUGCGCUUCUCUUGUCGCAUCCUCGUUAUUUGAUUAGAGACACAUCUAGUUAUAAACCAUUUAGAGAAAUCGCCAAGGGAAGAACUCCAAGUUUGAAGAACUUGUCACUGCAUUUCCUAAAAGUAGACAUUCAAGGAGGGUCCCAUUCAUCUGUCGAAGAUGCAAGAGCUACAAUGUUGCUCUUCCGCUUAUACAAAAAGGAUUUUGAAGAGUCCAUGAGACCACACUUUAGAAAGUAA